Molecule: messenger RNA, 816 nt
Organism: Rhododendron vialii
Lineage: Eukaryota; Viridiplantae; Streptophyta; Magnoliopsida; Ericales; Ericaceae
Product: UMP-CMP kinase 3-like
Exons: 8
Coding region: 53-733 (226 amino acids)
Biological process (GO): UDP biosynthetic process; 'de novo' pyrimidine nucleobase biosynthetic process; CDP biosynthetic process
Cellular component (GO): nucleus; cytoplasm
Molecular function (GO): ATP binding; UMP kinase activity
Source: RefSeq, a predicted model, not a curated record
CGACCGGCGUCUCUGUCAAAGAUAAGAAAAACAGACAGCAACAGUGAUAGGCAUGGGAACCAUUGAAACAGAAGCCAAUCCGAACUUGGUUGGUGUCAAUGUCACUCCAAAUGAGGAUUCGAAUGCAACCCUUCCAAACAAGGAAGUGAUGAUAUUUGUUUUAGGUGGUCCAGGCAGCGGAAAAGGCACUCAAUGCUCCAUGAUUGUUGAACAAUUGGGGUUUUGUCAUAUUAGCACUGGUGAUCUUCUUGACACAGAAAUAAAGUCCGGAUCUGAAAAUGGAACAAUGAUCCAGAAUUUGAAGAGCAAAGGUGAGCUUGUGCCCACUGGCAUAGUUGUCAAGCUUCUGAUGGAGGCAAUGAAGAACAGCACAAACAAGAAAUUUAUCAUUGAUGGUUUCCCACGCAACAUGGAAAAUCUUGCCGCUGCUCAGAAAAUUAUGAAACUAGAACCAGUUUUGGUACUAUUCCUCGAAUGUUCUCAAGAGGUGAUGAUAGAACGCAUUUUGGGCAGAAAACAGAAGGGAAGAGUUGACGAUAACAGUGAAACCAUUAAGAGGCGUAUUGAAGUUUAUUGUGAAUCUACUCUGCCUGUGAUUUCCUACUACAGAUCAAAGGGCAUGGUUGAAAUGAUUAACGGUGAGAAACCUGUUGAAGAAGUGUUUGACGCUGUCAAGGCAGCCGUCUCCAAGCUCAAACUCGGAAUCAGCAGGAAAAACUCACAGGAGUUUUAAGUAUGGAACUGCAUGGCCUUAAACUAUGUGUUGAGGUGAUUCUGCUUCGUAGCUAAUUAUAUUGGAAUAUGUAUUUACCCUAA